Condylostylus longicornis is the source of this 390-nucleotide messenger RNA. RefSeq names its product pupal cuticle protein-like. The coding region runs from base 28 to 390 and encodes 120 amino acids. Lineage: Eukaryota; Metazoa; Arthropoda; Insecta; Diptera; Dolichopodidae. The transcript is spliced from 2 exons. The record is from RefSeq and is a predicted model, not a curated record. Gene Ontology annotation, cellular component: chitin-based extracellular matrix. Gene Ontology annotation, molecular function: structural constituent of chitin-based larval cuticle.
UUAAAAAUAAAUAAUUUAUUUAUUAUCAUGAAGCUCUUUAUUGUAUUAGCUAUUAUAGCUAUUGCUGCAGCUCGAUCACAUGUAAGAAAUCAAUUACCUGCUGAUAAUGGUGACAUUCUUUCAAAAUCAUAUGAUUUAAAAGACGAUGGUUCCUAUGGAUGGGAAUAUGAAACCGCAAAUGGGAUUAGCGCGUCAGAAAAUGGUGUAGGUGGACAAUAUGCUAAAGGUACUGUUGAAUGGACUAGCCCUGAAGGUGAACAUAUUAUUCUUCAAUAUACUGCUGAUGAAAAUGGUUAUCAACCAUCUGGAUCACAUGUACCACAAGCUCCAGAGUAUAUAGCACGUGCAUUAGCAUGGAUUAGAGCUCAUCCAUCAGUUUAUAGAAAUUAA